This is a messenger RNA of Scutellospora calospora, 525 nucleotides long. Lineage: Eukaryota; Fungi; Glomeromycota; Glomeromycetes; Diversisporales; Gigasporaceae. The record is from the annotation of a GenBank genome assembly.
AUGACGUCCAACAUUGUAGAUAUGGAUGCUGUUAAAGGAGCUGGUGAUAUUGCAAUAAAAGUUGUUGAUAUUGUAGCUCCAUAUAUUCCAUUAUUUGAUAUAGCAACAAAAUUGAUUAAAGAAAUUAUUGAAAUUCAUGAUGCUGCGCAAUAUAAUAAACAUAUAUGUGCUAGGUUAAUGGAACGUGUGAUUGAUGCCCGAGGAGCUAUUGAAAAAUUAACAAGAACAAAACAACAUAAUGAAAAAAAAUUUAAAGAUAAAAAGUUUUAUAAUACUUUUCAAAAAUUUACAAAUAUUUUGGAAGAAAUUAAGGGAUUCGAAGAUAAAUUAUCAAAGAUGGGAAAUUUUAAAAAGACUCUUGAAGCAAAUUUAAUUAAACAAAGGUUUAUGAAUCUAACAGAAGAGUUUGAUACAACAAUGAAGGAUUUGAGUUUCAGUAUGAUGAUUGAUUAUGAAGAACAAAGAAAAGAAGAUUUUAAAAGUUUAAAAGAAGAUAAUGAAGAAAUGGAAAAGGUCAAUAUAUAA